UGGGGGGUCGGACAUAGCAAAGGGCGGCGGGGAGGGGCUGGGCCCUGAGAGGCGGUCUGGAAAUGGAAUCUGUGAGGGGUGGGGCCUGAGGAGGCCGGAAAGCGGGGCGGCGGAGGAAGGGAGGCUCCUAGAGACCCCGGAAAAGAGCAGGAGUUGGGCGGGGCGGGGCAGGGGGAGCGGAGAGGUGCCGUUCCGCUCCCCUCCUCUCCGCCCCACUCCGGUGCAGGUGUUGCCAUCCCGGAAGGCCUGGAACCGGCUUACGGGGCCUGAGAAAGCUUGGCCAUGGCAGCAACGGCCGAGGGCGUCCCUGCCGCUCAGCGGGAGGGACUGAGUCGAGGUAAGGAAGGGACACCCCGGGCUCCUAGAAAGCCGUCGUGGGAGGUGUUUGAGGGGGCUCUAGGCGGGACAGGGCGGAGCUGGUCCGAGCUGAGGUGGCGGGGCGGGCAGGAAGGAAGCGGGAGGGGCGGGGCCCUGGCGUUGAGCCUGGCCUGCUCUUCCUCCUGCUCUGGUCGACUUCGCGUCGUCUUCGCCCAUCCUUCCCUCAUCCCUCUCUCCUUCCCCCUCCUCCUUUCCCCUUUCCCCUUUCCCUCUCCCCUCCUCUUUUCUCCUUCUCCCAUUCCUCCCCCCCCACCUCCCUUCCCCGGCCUAGAUGAUGCAGUGGUGGAGACAGCCGAGGAGGCUACAGAGCCCGCUGAGGCGGACAUCACUGGACUGUGCCAGGACAUGUUCUCCAAAAUGGCCACGUACCUGACUGGCGAGCUGACAGCCACCAGUGAAGACUAUAAACUCCUGGAAAAUAUGAACAAACUGACUAGCUUGAAGUAUUUAGAAAUGAAAGAUAUUGCAGUAAACAUAAGUAGGAACCUGAAGGACUUAAAUCAGAAAUAUGCAGCACUUCAACCUUAUUUGGAUCAGAUCACUUUAAUUGAAGAGCAAGUAGCUGCUCUUGAGCAGGCAGCCUACAAGUUGGAUGCAUAUUCAAAAAAACUAGAAGCAAAGUACAAGAAGUUAGAAAGGCGAUGAAAAUGGCCCAUCCCCCAAGAGCUGCAUACUUGGAUGGACUUCUCAGGCUCCUGUGCUUCAGCCCCACGGUGAUGCUGCCCCAGAGACGAUCUCAGCCCCAGCUUGAGUUGUCGAAGCUUGGUUCCUGGCUGUCCUGGAUGCUUUUCUAAACUGUACCCCAGGAUCUUGGUCCCAGCCCCCCACCCCUUCCCCCCUCUCACAUUGAUGUGUGCCCUGGACAAGGCUCAGCAAUCAGGAUCACCCCACCUGGAGCAGACCCAGAGAACUCAUCUGGGCUCUCUCCUCCCUGCCUUCCCAUCUACCCUGGACUCUUGUUCCCAGCGUUGCCCCCGCCCUUACUCAAUAACAAAUAAAAUGUCAGUAUAUCAUC
Molecule: messenger RNA, 1393 nt
Organism: Monodelphis domestica (gray short-tailed opossum)
Lineage: Eukaryota; Metazoa; Chordata; Mammalia; Didelphimorphia; Didelphidae
Source: RefSeq, a predicted model, not a curated record